AUGGAUUUGGGCUUGAUCAAUGGUUUCCGCAUGCGCAUUUCUCUUCAGAACCCUGGUGACCUCCUCAAUGCCCGUAACACUUUUCAGCGCAAGGCGUUUGUGGGUGUUCUCGACUCUGACGAAGAGUCCUCUGAAGAGCACCUGCUUAGCAUCUUGCAAACUGUCCAGCGUUGGCUGCAGAAGCCUGAAAACAAUCGGUAUGGAACCAAAGUUUUUAUCAAGCAACCUGGCUGGAAUUUGACUCCACCAGAUCCCCUCCCUUUACGCAAAAUUGACCACGUCUUGACAUAUGCCGAGAUUGUGCGUCUGAUUGGAGGUCUCUUUGAUGGUGUUGGUAACUCCUGGGCAGUCAACAACAUGGAAGCAGCCUCUUUGUUCUUCACUGAAGGCCACAUUCCUUUUGAAGCCAUCAAUGAUCUUGGUUUCCCAGUUGGAGCUGUCAACAAUGUCAUGGUUCAGAAUGUGCCUAUUGUAGCUCAUGCUGGUGGUGAUGGUCCCCCCCCUGCUGCAGCAGCCCCCUCUGAUGGCCCGCGCCCCCGCUGCUAA
Molecule: messenger RNA, 546 nt
Organism: Seminavis robusta
Lineage: Eukaryota; Bacillariophyta; Bacillariophyceae; Naviculales; Naviculaceae
Source: the annotation of a GenBank genome assembly